AUGGCUCACGGCCAGACGCUGCAGCAGCUCCUGCAGUUGAGGAAUCCCCUGCAGCUAUAUCUCAAGGUUCGGGAUCCGGAUACAACGCCCACCACUGGCUCGGGGUCCGAGACCACUUCCGCAACGCCGGUGAAGCCUCGAGGCAAAGCCCCGGCACCGUCGCGAUCCAGCCUCCAAGUGCCGACCCAGAGCCCGCCAGGUCCGUACUCUUAUGGCGUCAAGACGUUGUACCUUAAAGGCGAGCGUCUGCACGACUUCCACCGCAUCUUUGACACGAGCCGGCACGAGGAUACAAGGACGGCAUGGCACACGAUGCGCUACCUUGCCGAAAGCGCCCUCAUAGACCAGCAAGUCGUGCUCAUUGCGUACGGCCAGUCGGGUUCCGGCAAGACGGCGACGCUGUACGAAGGCCACAAAACCGGCCCUGAAAAGAUUCCCUCCUUUCUCGACUACAUAGGCGAGCUUCUGUUCAAAGAGCACGGCGAGCAGAAGUGGUCCAUCCAUGCAACUUGGAUUGAGGUGUAUGGAAAGGUCAUGUACAACUUGGCCCAUCCACGCGAUAAGCAGCAUCCUCCAAGGAAAAAAGCUGCCAACUCCAACACGUCCAGCGAUGAGGUCGAAUAUAACCGCGGUGGGGCAAAGCCCCUGGAUCCCGGCGUUUUCCCCUACUCUUCUCUGAACGACUACAUUCUUUAUAAGAAUACCCGCACGUCUCUUGCCCCAACGACUCUCAACUCUGCCGAUGAACUCUCGAAAUUCAGGAAACACUGUCUCGCUCGCCGCCACAUCGAUGGCGGCGACGCGAACGGCACCUCAUCGCGCGGCAACGCCGUAUUGACCCUGCGCCUGUUCUGCGAUGGCGCACCCCGCGGCGCUAUCGCGUUGGUGGACCUGUUCGGCGCGGAGGAACAGAAAGCUGGAGAUGUGAAACAAAAGAACGAGCGCGGCCCUGCCACCAACGACAUCGAGACCCUCGGUAAACACCUGCAAAACCUAUCCCAGCAUAAAGUGUCUCCUAUUCCGCCGCCUACGAUACGCCAGUCGAAGCUGCUAGGGUUGCUUGCAGGCAUUUUGCAGGGCGACAAGGUCAUGCCGGCCGACGGUCGCGGUGCUAGGCCACUUGACCCGGGGUCGGGAGCUUAA
Molecule: messenger RNA, 1143 nt
Organism: Paraphaeosphaeria sporulosa
Lineage: Eukaryota; Fungi; Ascomycota; Dothideomycetes; Pleosporales; Didymosphaeriaceae
Product: P-loop containing nucleoside triphosphate hydrolase protein
Exons: 3
Coding region: 1-1143 (380 amino acids)
Biological process (GO): microtubule-based movement
Cellular component (GO): kinesin complex; microtubule
Molecular function (GO): ATP hydrolysis activity; microtubule motor activity; microtubule binding
Source: RefSeq, a predicted model, not a curated record